This is a messenger RNA of Zymoseptoria tritici IPO323, 1503 nucleotides long. RefSeq lists its product as uncharacterized. The record is from RefSeq and is a predicted model, not a curated record. The coding region runs from base 1 to 1503 and encodes 500 amino acids. The transcript has a single exon. NCBI's taxonomy places the organism in Eukaryota, Fungi, Ascomycota, Dothideomycetes, Mycosphaerellales, Mycosphaerellaceae.
AUGCAGAAAAUCCGCUCCCUCUAUCAGGGCAACCGCCCGGACGUCAAGAUCCGUCUGAAUCGCGAGAGGAGUGUCUACACCACUUUGGAUCAACUCGACGGCGUCGUCACCAUCACAUGCACCUCUGACAUCUCAUUCGACGAUGUCGAGAUCGAGUUUGUAGGCACAUCAAGAACAUUUGUCGAGCGAUUGACCACCGCGGCCGCUAUCUCUGGACGAUCAGAAGCUUUCCACCAGUUUUUGAAGCUGCAACAACCCGACUGCAGAGAACAAUAUCCCGCAGAUCGUGUUUUCCGAGCCGGCCAAAAGUACGAAUUCCCCUUUGUCUUUGUCGUUCCUCAGCAUCUCCUCCCACGAGUAUGCCAGCACAAGGCGGUCAGCCUGGCUGUGCGAGAUGCCCACCUUCAAUUGCCUCCAAGUUUUGGCGACCAGGAGCAUGAGGAUAGCAAUGUCUCUGAUGACAUGGUCCCCGAGAUGGCCAGCAUUCGUUAUGGAGUCUUCGCACGUGUCUCCAAGAACAAGGACGCCGCCGAGGGCGAGGCCAAACCCAUCACAAUCGCCAGCAAAGCCAAGCGCCUACGAGUGAUUCCCGCUCACGACGAGCAACCUCCUCUCGACGUCGACGGCAAGGACUCGGAAUACACCAUGCGCAAGGAACGUUCCAUCCGCAAGGGAGUGCUCAAAGGCAAACUCGGCACCCUCGUCAUGGACGCCAACCAACCGCCCAGCAUGGUCCUCCAAUCCCACCCUACCUCCGACAAGCAAACCACUUCCCGCGCCACCAUUCAACUCCGCUUCGAUCCUGCAGACUCCUCCUGCCCACCUCCUCGCAUUGGCAGCCUGACCAGCCGUCUGAAGGUGUGCACCUACUUCUCCAGCACCGCUCGCCACACUUUCCCUACGAAGUCAUCCGCCAUCACCGACUUGUCCCAAGGCAUGCACUCGGAACAAAUCAACCUCUCCUCCCGCUGCAUGGCCGCAGUGGAAUGGACAAAGCACGACCCGAAAAAGGCUCCAUCACGCCGCGACUCCGGCAUGUCCAUCUCCUCCACGAGCAUGCUCCCUCACCCAGAGCCAUCAUCAACCUACAAGGCCGGAUCGCCCUACUACGUUGCAGCACUCACCGUACCCCUCACCCUCCCCUCCAACAAAUCCUUUGUCCCAACUUUCCACUCCUGCCUCGUCUCUCGGAUCUACCAACUCAAAUUCGAGCUGGGUCUGCAAACCGCUGGUCUGGGCGGCACGCUCGACUUGAAAGUCCCCUUCCAGCUAUCCUGCGAGUCGACUUCGAACGGCGAUGCGUCUCCACGCCGAGGCUCGGUCGUGACGCCCGCUGCCAACGAGGAGGAGAGUGUGGAUGCGUACUUUGCGCCGCGGGACGUCACCAACGGGCCUGCGCCGGCUUAUGGACUCGCGGGAGGUGUGGAUAUGGAGGAUGCGCCGCCGGGGUAUAGCUCUUUCGCACCGAUGAGGGCGGUCGGCACGACCUUGCCUGUUUACUAG